Anopheles stephensi (Asian malaria mosquito) is the source of this 8329-nucleotide messenger RNA. It is a transcript of the gene Dora, whose product is annotated as zinc finger SWIM domain-containing protein 8. Gene Ontology annotation, cellular component: Cul2-RING ubiquitin ligase complex. Bases 1140 to 8183 code for a protein of 2347 amino acids. Lineage: Eukaryota; Metazoa; Arthropoda; Insecta; Diptera; Culicidae. The transcript is spliced from 7 exons. The record is from RefSeq and is a predicted model, not a curated record. Gene Ontology annotation, molecular function: zinc ion binding.
UACCGUUCCAUCUGGGGGUUGUUGCUUCAGGUGCUUGGGACAGGACUUCGGGAAGGUGGUUGGAAGAGCGGUGGCCUGCCACCCAGCCAGCCAGACGUCCAGAGACAAUCGAACCACGGACACCGUUCAAUCAAACGGCACGGCUACCCUUCUUCCCAUCCAUUCUCCCGCACGAAAGAAAAGAAAGGUUUCCUGCUGCUGCUGCUCGCCCGACAAAUUGACAAACACAGCAAUGUGUGUCUGUCUCUCAUCUUUCAACCAGGAAGCGCGAUCACACGCACCUCUGGGGGAAGCAAAUGCAGCAAUUCCUUGCGGGUGUUUUCUCGUCGCAUGAGAAAUCCUUAAUCGUGAUCGCCGCUUUAUGAUGAUGAUGAUGGUGUUGUGGUACCGUUUCAAAGAACUGUAAAAUAGCGCAAAACCGAUGUCGCGAGUGUGUCAGGUCGCUAACAAGCUAGUAGAGACUUUAGAAAGGCGCGUGUUAAUGUUAACAGUUCAAUCAAGUGUGUUCAAUUUAGUUCCCUCGUUAUAAGCAAAUUAUAAUUCAACGUGUGUGUGUGUGUGUGUGUUGCAAUUUCAGCAGUGAGAGACAUUUUCAUUCAUCCCAUUCCAACCCAAAACCCUCCCCAGCAACAAACACUUUCGAGUUUUUGCGUGUAAGCAGGGUGAAUCUCCUCAUACCGCGCAAAACUUGUAAAGUACCACCAAUCCCCUCCACGGCGCGGAGGGGAGCCGGGGGAGACGGGAGGGUUGAAUGAUCAGUGGUUAGUGCAAGUGUCGGUGUCACCGUCAAACAAACCACCGUGUGUGUGUUGCUGCUUUGCUACCGGAUCUCUUUAUCGGCGGUUCUGGUCCCAGCACCGGAUCGUAUAACCAGGUCACGCACAACAACAACGCCCCUGUAAGAAUUGCCGACGUUGCUAACCAUCCUGGCGAAUAACUCCUCGAACAGUGCCGGCGGUGGAGCCGACGACGGUGGCAGAAAUCGGCAGCAGCUUCCCCAAACAUCGCAUUCCUCUAGCGGCAACGGUCGCAGCGUAUCUCAGGAACCAACCUCAACGGCCGGAAGUCGUAAUGUUGCAGCAGUAGUAGCAGCAGCAGCAUCCACGACAGCAGCAUCUUCAACGGCAACAGGCGGCGGAAUGGCAGGACACACGAGUGGUGGUGGUGGUGGUGGUAGCGGCAACGGCGCUGGUCCCUCGUAUCCAUCCUCCUCAGGCAAUAGCAAUCAGCAGCAUCAGCACCAGCUCCACCAGCAGCAACAGCACCACCACCAUCAACAGCAGCAAAACCAUGGCAAUAAUAAUAGCAAUAAUGAGCCGGAUGGAGGAAUCGGUGAAUGGAACCCGCUCGAGCACGGUGUCGGUGUUGGCGGUGGCGGAGGCGGCACUGGAAGCGGCAACAACCACAACCACGGCGGAGGAAGCGGCGGUCGGGAAAAUAGCAACAACGCCGGCAACACCGGCAAUGUCGCAAACCAAAACAGCAACAACGCGAACGCGGAGGAAAUCGAUCGGUUUAGCUUCGAGGAUUCGGACCGGUUCGAGGAGGAUUCGCUGUGCAGCUGGAGUUCCGAGCCGGAGAGCGUGUGCAACAACUGGCGGGGCUGGAAGAAGCCGGCCGGAACGAUUAACGCGUUCGGCGGUGGGCCCGGUCGACGGUUCAACGAGGGUGAACCAACAUCGCUGACCGAGCUGGCGGCUCGCUGUGUCGCGUUCUACAUCCCGUUCGAGCUGGUCGAGCAGAUGUACCCGCCGGUACCGGAGCCGAUCAUGCUGCGCAUCGCCUUCUGGAGCUUCCCGGACAAUGAGGAAGACAUACGGCUGUACUCGUGCCUAGCGAACAGCUCCGCCGACGAGUUUCAUCGGGGCGAGCAGCUGUUCAAAAAUCGUACCGUUAAGGACCCGCUCCAGAUCGGGUUCCAUCUGUCGGCGACGGUGGUGCAGGCGCAACCGCGCAACCACUACAACGUCGCGGUCACCUUUGACCGGCGAAAAAUUUCCUCCUGCAGCUGCACCUGCCUUCCCACCACCUACUGGUGUUCGCACGUGGUUGCCGUUUGCCUCUACCGGAUUCAUUGCCCUACCAAAGUGAGCCUUCGGGCGCCCGUCUCGGAAUCGCUGUCCCGGUUGCAACGCGAACAGUUGCAAAAGUUUGCACAGUAUCUGAUCAGCGAACAGUCGCAGCAGAUACUGCCGAUAGCGCAACGGUUGCUGGACGAGCUGCUGAGCGCCCAGCCGACCACCAUCAACACGGUGUACGGUGCGCCAGAUCCGACCGCCGGUGCAUCCGUGAACGAUCAGACGAACUGGUAUCUCGAUGAGAAAACGCUGCAUGAUAACAUUAAGAAGAUAUUGUUCAAGUUCUGCCAACCGACGCCGAUGGUGUUUAGCGAUGUAAACUAUCUGACGAACUCGGCACCACCGGCGGCAGCGGAGUGGAGUUCGUUGCUGCGACCGUUGCGCGGCCGUGAACCGGAAGGCAUGUGGAAUCUGCUGUCGAUUGUGCGCGAGAUGUACCGGCGGUGCGAUCGGAAUGCGGUGCGUUUGCUGGAAAUCAUCACCGAGGAGGUGAUGGCGUGCGAUCAGAUUUUGGUGUGGUGGUUUAACAUUAAGCUAGCGCUGCUGGUCGGUUCGAACGGGCACGGGGGUGGUGGGGGUGGCGGAGGCGGUGGCAAACAUGGCAACACGCACAGCAAUCUAAACGCGACGCAGCAUGCGUGCGCAUCGCUGUGCGACGAGAUAGUGGUGCUGUGGCGGCUUGCCGCCCUCAAUCCAGGGCUCGCACCGGACGAGCGCGACAUGCUGCACGCCCAGUUUACCACGUGGCACCUCAAGAUAUUGGACCGGGUGGCAAAGAACAUGGUGGCCUCGUCUUCGCACAGCAGCAAGCAGCAGCAGAAUCUGCGCAACGACGCGGAACUGUUUGCCGGGUUCAAGCCGGCAAUCGAAGCCUGCUAUCUCGACUGGGAGGAUUACCCGAUCGAGGGUGUGACGCACACGCAAGACACCAACCCGAUGUAUCACUGCCCGUUCACCUGCUUCAAGCAAAAUGGCGACACGCGGCUGGACGGUGGUGCGACCACCACCGGUUCGAUGCCGGUGCCGCAGAGCAACGUGAAACAGUUUCAGAUGAUGGUGCAUCACUACCACCACCAUCAUCAUCAUCAUCACAGUUACCACAACGCCGACUAUAUGCAGCAGCAGCAGCGGCACCAUUCGAUUCCGAGCGCGUCGAACGUUGGUGCCGGCAUGAUGAGCACGGAUCGCUACCGAAACAUUACGACCGUAGCAAAUGCCACCACACGAACGGUGGAAACACCGCACCAUCAUGCUGGCAGUAGCUCCGGUGCUGGAUCAUCCGGUCUGGCAUCUGCGUCGGUUCCUGCAACAUCCGCUGCGACCACCAACAAUGUAUCAACGAUCAGCAUUGAUGGUGCGGUAAAUGAUGGCGGUGCGGAUGGGAUUGCUGGUGGCGACCCAUCGUCGAACGACGAUAACGCGAAUAAUGACGCAGGUAGUAGUAGCAAACGGUCUGGAGCAGCUGGUGGAGACGUAGCAAAUAAGAACCAUCACCAUCGUACCCGAGCCCAUCGCGAUCGGCUCACGUACUGUUCGUCUAGUAAUAAUAGCAGCAGCGACAGUGUACCGGACCGGCUGAAUCAAGCUGUCAGCGAUGCGGGUACGGCAGCGGAUGGGACGACCGGGAAAGGACACAGCUCGGCCGGAACGGCUGGAUCAUCGAUGGCGGCCGCCACGCGAAGCUGUGAUGCGAUCGGUGCCGGUGGUAAUCGUUCGAGCGUUAGCAGCGAAGGAUUCUGUGAGAAUGAGGACGAUCUGACGGCCGUUGCCGACGAGAAGCUGCAACACUAUCUGCUCCCGGUGGAUGUGGUGAAAAAGGGCGAUGCUGGCAACGAGGGUAGGUCGGUAACUGCCGGGCCCGGCGUGGCUGAGAUGAGUGUUACCGGCGGGGGGUCGGGACCGGCGGUUGAUCCAAGCCUGCCGCUGCUGAGUGUUAGCAACUCUUCGUCCAGCUCGUCGUCCUCCUCCACCUCCCUAUCGUCCAGUUCCGCUGCGACGGAUCUCGUGCAGAAAAAGCAGACGGUGGCGGCCGAGGGGACGACGGGUUCACUGUCGAGCGAAUCGAGCAAUGAAAACAGCAUCCUGAACGAUAUGAACAAUUACGAAAUUUCGGGCAACAUUAAGCUGUACGAAGUGUUGAACAUGGUGGAACAACAGGCGACCGGCGCAACCGCCAGCAGCAGCAAACCCGAUCCGGUGCCACAGGCGACCAACACACCCAAACACAACAGUGCCAAACGCCACGGGUGUAGUGAGGGAUCGUCGGACAAUGUGGGCACCGUCACGGAACACGUUACACCACCCUCGGUGGAACCUUUCGGAGAAGCGAAUCGUGGCGAAGGUUCACCACCACAGCCAGCCUCAGCAUCAUCAUCACAGCAACCAAACACACCAACUACGACGACGGCUCACCAGCAACAUCAACACAAAUCCGGUAAGCAGCAGCAGCAGCAGCAACCCUCAACCUCCUCGACCCAAUCGCACACCGAAUCGAAGCAAAUGCCGCUCUCCAACAUCAAACCGACGGAGGACGCGUGGGACAUACUGUUUGCGCGCGCGGAAGGGCUACAUGCGCACGGUCACGGCCGGGAAGCGUGCACGCUGGGCGUACGGCUCGCGUCGGAAAUGUUAGCGAACCCGCCCAACCUGAUGGUCGAUCUGCCACCGCCACCGAAGAAGAAGGGCAAGAAACACAACGUCAAUCCGAUCUCACACCAGCUGAGCGUGCUCGCGUCGGCCACCCUCUCCAAGUGCGCCUUCCUCUGUACGGUGCUGGCGGAAAACUCCGAACACUACCAUCUCGCGUUUCGCGUGUGCUUGUUCGGGUUGGAGAUGUCCCGGCCGCCGGCCAGCACCAAACCGCUCGAGGUGAAGCUCGCGAACCAGGAGUCGGAUCUGCUGGCACUGCUCAAACGCAUCCCGCUCGGGAACGACGAGCUGAAGGCGAUACGCGAGCGGGCGGAACAGCUGCGCGAUGGAAUGCUCAAAUCGCGCGGCGAAGCGUUGCUACCGAUAAUGCUCGCCAGCUUUAUCUUCGACGCGCUCGUAAUGCCUUCGGUGGUGGGGCGCGAAAAUCGGCUCAAGAUGAUGAGCAGCGCCUAUCGCUAUCCGACGGAUGAGAAUCUUGGGUUCGAGGCGGCCGUAGCGGCCCUGGGGCUGAAGGCGAACGUGUCGGAAGCGGAGCAUCCUUUGCUCUGUGAGGGAACACGGCGGCAGCGUGGCGAUCUCGCGCUUACGUUACUGUCCUACUACAAGGACGAGCCGCGCAAGAUCUGUCGCAUCAUGGAGAAGCUGCUCGAUCGGGAGAUUCACGUGCUCAUCAAGACACCGCUACUACCGUCGUACUACUCGAACAAUCCGCCCACGCGUAGCCAAACGUCCCAGCUGCGGUUGGACGAGUACGACAGCGGGAACAGUGGCAACAGCACGCAUCAUCAUCCCGCGCAUCAACUGCAAGCGUACGGUGGCAAUAGUGGUGGGCGUAGCAGCAGCAGCACAGGAAGCGCCGAAGUGCAGCAACAGCAGCCGGCCGGAUCUGUUGUCGCUGGCUCGCAUCUGUCUCAGGGUUCGGAGUUGUCAGGGCUAGCGAGCAGUAGCCGGCCGCAGAGCAGUACCAGUGCGGAGGUGGAGGUAGGCAUCGCAGCACUAAAUCUGGGCGGCACCACAACAACUCCCAACGCGAUCGGUGGUACAACCUCCUCCUCCUCCACUACCACAACCACGACGGCAAUGCUUCCGACUGUGGGCAGCUCUACCACCACCAUCACCACCGCUGGCGGCGGCGGCGGUGGGCCUUCAGCGUCCACUGCGGCAACCGUCACGACCGGUGGGACGCCCUCGGUCACUACGACCCGCUCGAAAGACUCCCGGUACAAGGGCAAACGGGCGUAUCCUUCCAUUCCGAACCAACCGUCCGAGGCGAGCGCGCACUUCAUGUUCGAGCUGGCCAAGAACGUGCUGACGAAGGCGGGCGGUACAUCGGCCACAUCGCUGUUUACCCAGGCGAGCACCACCCAGAACCAUCAGGGACCGCACCGCGGAUUGCACAUGUGUGCGUUCCAGCUGGGGCUGUAUGCGCUCGGCCUGCACAACUGCGUCAGCCCGAACUGGUUGUCGCGCACGUACUCUUCGCACGUGUCGUGGAUAAUUGGGCAGGCGAUGGAUAUCGGGGCGCCAGCGAUCUCCUUCCUGAUCGACACGUGGGAAGGUCAUCUGACGCCGCCGGAAGCGGCCGGCAUGGCUGACCGUGCGUCCUCCCGCGGGUGGGAUAGCAACAUGGUGAAUCCGGCGGCAGAGCUGGCCUUGUCGGUGCUGCCGCACGCAGCAGCACUCAACCCGAACGAGAUCCAGCGCGCCAUCCUGCAGUGCAAGGAGCAGAGCGACCGGAUGCUCGAGCGGGCCUGCAUUAUGGUCGAAACGGCGGCGAAGGGGGGCGGCGUGUAUCCGGAGGUGCUGUUCCAGGUGUCGCGCUACUGGUACGAGCUGUACCUGCGCAACACGCCGGGUGGGGAGAUGGAAGCGGACGAGCAGCACGACGUGGUCGUCAAUCUCAUGCAGAUGAUGGAACCGGGCGGAGCGGUCGAUGCGCCACCCAUGCCCGGCGUGGGCCCAUCCGGGCAGCCGGGCAAUGGUCCGACGGGCGGAGUCCCUCCACCGGUCGGUGGUGGUGGUGGUGGUGGUGGUGGAGCGACACCGCAGCAACCUUACCCCCCACCCUUACAGCAUCAACCCCUGUCCGGGUUGGCCCCGAUAAGCAUGACACCGUACGGUGGCUACGGGUACGGCACGAUCUUUCACCAUCAGAAUGCGCUCCCGUACACACACGCAAACAAUCCGGUGCAUCAGAUGUACCUUACCACGCCGCUCCAGUUUCAGUAUCCACCACCGCCGCCACCACCCGGUAGCCAAGGUGGACAGCCACAGCCGCAACCACCACAACCAACCGUUGGCUACGGCCAGCAGCAACAACAACCUCCACAGCAACCGCUCGGUGCGAUGAAUCCUGCCGCGGUCGCUGCGUACCAAUCGAUGCAGCAGCACGGCGUACCGCCACAAGCUUACGGCACACCACCACAGUACCAGCCCGUGCCAGGCGGCGUGCCGGGAGUACAACCACAAGGGCCACCCACCAAUCCCGGCCAGAUGCAGCCAAACUUGCAGCAGUUCUACGGUGGACCACAGGCGGCGGUGGUGGCGGCGGCCAUGCAGCAUCAGCAACAGCUGCCGGGUGUGCCCCCGGUACAGGUGGGCGGUCCGCAGGGCGGUGGUCCUCCACAGCUAGCACCGUCUUCUCUACCACCAACCGUGCCCGGCAGCCAGGUGACGCAACAGCAGGUAGCCGGGAGCGUAGCAGGAGGACUGCAGGGCCCAACACCUUCCCCGCAACAGCAACACGGCGCUAACAGUAUGCGUCCCCCGCAUGGCGUUAGCAGUGGUGGUGUUGGUGGACCUCCGUACCCUGCCACCUACGGUCCAGCAUCCGGCACCGGUGGUAACAACGGGUCUAGCGGAGGCCAGCAGCAGGUCCGAGCCCAACGGCAUCCGCAUCAUUCCAACGCAGCCCAACUGCACUAUCUGCUCGCAACGUACAAUGCGGGCAUGCUGGCGCUGGAAACACUCGCCCGCCGGGUUCACGACGAUCGACCGCAGGCUAAGUACGCACGCAAUCCACCGUACGGUGAGGACGUCAAAUGGUUGCUGCGCAUCUCGAAAAAGCUCGGCACACAGUAUCUGCAUCAGUUCUGCGUGUGCGUGGUAAACUCGAUCGUUAGCCCGUUUGUGUUGCACGAGGUCGCGAUCGAAUCGGCACACUAUCUGUCCCGCAACAAUCCGGCGCUCGUGAUGCACCACCUUCGGUCCGCCCUAACGCCACUGAUGAGCAAGUGUCAGAGCAUGUACUUUCAAUGCAUACAUCAGAAGCUGUACCAUCUGACGAUCGCGGACUAUGAGGACUUUACCAGUACGAUUCUAUCCGCGCGUAACGCAUUCCAGAUAACACCGGAAGGCAAUGCUCAGUUUAAGGAUUGGCUGCAAUCAAUCAAACGGUCCAAGUCGUGCAAGAAGGAGCUAUGGACGCAAAUAAAUGCCGCACUCAACUCUAAAUGACAUAGACUCGAUUCGAUUGGAUCGGAGCUGAACAUGAUGCUAGCAGCGGCAGCAGCAGCAGCUGCAUCAGCAGUCACAUCCAACAGUUGCAACAGCAUAAGCAAUGAUCCCAGUUAUAGUAUUAGCAAAAUCGGAACCACAUCGAU